This is a messenger RNA of Pedinophyceae sp. YPF-701, 1185 nucleotides long. Lineage: Eukaryota; Viridiplantae; Chlorophyta; Pedinophyceae. The record is from the annotation of a GenBank genome assembly.
AUGCAGGCCCUGUUCGCGAGCCCAUCUUCCCUGAAGGCGCCUCGGGCCGUCGAUGCGCCGCGCAGGGCGACAGCGGCGCGCGCCACCGCUGGUCAGGACCCCCUGAUGCUUCGGGUCGCCCGCGGUGAAGAGGCCGAGCGCACUCCAGUGUGGCUCAUGCGCCAAGCGGGGCGAUACAUGGCCGCGUUCCGCGAGUACUCCGAGAAGUACCCCUUCCGCAUGAGGGCCGAGACGCCCGACAUCGCCAUCGAGCUCUCCCUCCAGCCGUGGCGCGCGUUCGGCACGGACGGCGUGGUCUUCUUUUCGGACAUCCUCACGCCGCUGCCGUCGCUAGGCAUUGAGUUUGACAUGGUCAAGGGGAAGGGCCCCGUCAUCGAGAACCCCGUGCGGUCCAUGGACGACGUGCGCGCGCUCAAGCCCUGCGACGACCCCGCGGGCAAGACGGGCUUCGUCGGCGAGACGCUCUCCGCGAUCCGCGGCGAGAUUGACGGCACGGGGACCACGCUGAUUGGGUUCAUCGGUACGCCGUGGACGCUCGCGGCGUACUCCGUCGAGGGCUCCGCGAACAAGGAGUGCCGGAAGACGAAGAUCAUGAUGAACAACAACCCGGAGAUCCUGCACGCGCUGCUGUCGCACCUCGCGAACGAGCUGAUCGAGUACGCGUGCUACCAGAUCGAGUCGGGCGCGCAGAUCAUCCAGCUGUUCGACUCAUGGGCGCACCACCUGUCCCCGGACCAGUACCGCGAGUACUCCAUGCCGUACUCCGAGAAGGUCACGCAGGGCAUCAGGGCGCGGCACCCGGAGGUCCCGAUCAUCCUGCACGCGAACGGCGGCACGGGGAAGCUGUCGAUCAUCGACGAGGCGUCGAGCGCGGACGUCCUGGGCCUCGACUGGGCGACGUCGAUGGCGGAGGCGCGCGCCGCGAUGCCGGCGCGGGCGCUGCAGGGCAACGUGGACCCGAUGGUGCUCUUCGGCACCGAGGACGUCAUCCGGCGGGAGGUUGCGCGGUGUCUCGAGGAGGCGGGGCCCAACACGGGCGUGGGCCGCCACAUCCUCAACGUCGGACACGGCGUGCCGCAGGGGACGCCGGAGGAGAACGUGGGGCUCUUCGUGCAGCUCGCGAAGGAGAGCGGCUCCAAGGCGACCGCUGGGAGCGAGAGGAAGGCUGGUCUGGCCGCUGCCUGA